This is a messenger RNA of Papaver somniferum (opium poppy), 696 nucleotides long. Its product is annotated as extensin-3-like. The record is from RefSeq and is a predicted model, not a curated record. The transcript has a single exon. Bases 1 to 696 code for a protein of 231 amino acids. NCBI's taxonomy places the organism in Eukaryota, Viridiplantae, Streptophyta, Magnoliopsida, Ranunculales, Papaveraceae.
AUGGCCCUCCAAUUAAGCCACUUGAAAUGUACGAAUUUAUACAGUUCACAAGUAGUUAUGGCUUGCUACAAGAAUGCAGCCAUUAACGUACGUAUUUCCUCUCUAUAUAAAGAAGUAGAGAGGUAUGUUCAAAAUCACAAGAAAAAUUUAGAAAUGGGAAACAAAGGAGGAAUGGAAUCCUCCACGGCUCUCUUGUUUACUACUAGUGCUCUUCUUGUAGUUAUAGUAUCUUUGAGUUUUCCCCUUCUUGCUGAUGCGGAAUUGGAUUCUAAACCUUCGCACCAUGGAGUGUAUAAGCCUAAAACACCUCCACCACCAAAAAAGAAGCCAGUAUAUGUGUCUUACCCACCACUAAAGAAGCCAAAUGCGUCUAAAACGCCACCAAGAAAACCUUCACCACCACCUCAUAAACCAUAUUAUAUGCCUCCGAAAUCACCAAAGAAGCCUCCAGUAAAGCAUAUGCCUCCACCACCAUAUGCGCCAGAGGAUGUGCCUUUUACACUCGAUACCCCUGCGCCGGUGUCUUAUAAGGUGUUUAAGUCACCACCAAUUGUUGUAACAAUACCAGGACACCCGAAAUCUCCACCAAAGGGGAAAUCUCCACCACCGCCAAAGAUGAAGAAAUUAUUCCCACCACCACCAAAGAAGAAAUUCCCUUUCCCACCAAAGAAGAAAUUCCCUCCCCCACUUUACUAA